Molecule: messenger RNA, 957 nt
Organism: Mesorhabditis spiculigera
Lineage: Eukaryota; Metazoa; Nematoda; Chromadorea; Rhabditida; Rhabditidae
Source: the annotation of a GenBank genome assembly
AUGGCUUCAAACGCUCAUCGUGGUGCGGACAAGGGCAUCGUCAACCCCGCGUACGAGUCGGACGACGACACUAGCAGCCAAGCUUCUUUCGGCAAAGGGAUGGCCAGCUACCAGCAGCAGCAACCCGGCUACAACCCCCAGUACAACAAUCCGUACGCUCAACAGGCCCAACCGCCGCCUCCGCCCGGAUGGCAGCAGCAAGGAUAUCCUCAGCAGCCACCGCCUCCGAUGGGCGCUGCUGCCCACAACAUGGAAAAUGGGGAUGGUGACAAGUACGCGUUCAACUUCUCGGAUCGCACCAUUCGAGCCGCUUUCGUACGCAAAGUCUUCAUUCUGGUCACCGUGAUGCUCGGUAUCGUGGCUACGAUGACUGCGGUUCCUUUCUUUCACACCGGUGUGAAACAGACCUUGCGCACGUCUCCUGUUCUGUAUCUGACUGCAUAUGGUGGCUUCCUGGUCGUCUAUCUGAUGUUGAUGUGCUGUGAGAGCGUGCGGCGCUCGUUCCCCUUGAACCUGGUGAUGACCGCCCUUUUGACGGUCUCAAUGGGAUAUAUGACGGCGGUUCUGGGUGUCCAGUACUCUGUUGAGUCGGUUCUUCUAUCGCUUCUCAUCUGUGUCAUCUGCUGCGGUUCGAUCAUUCUGUUUUCGAUGCAGACUAAGCACGAUCUCACUGGACUGCUUGGAAUCGCCUUCAUCCUAGGGAUGUGCCUCUUCGCUUUCGGUCUCGUGAUCAUGAUCAUGAGCUUCUGGGUCAAGAUAAAGUUUUUGCAUAUGGUCUAUGCUAUCGGCGCCGCUUUCCUCUUCAUGCUGUACCUGGCCAUUGAUAUCCAGAUGAUCAUGGGUGGCCGCAAGUUCGAAAUCUCGCCUGAAGAUCACAUUUUUGCCGCCAUUCAACUGUUCAUUGACAUCGUCUACAUCUUCUGGAUGCUUCUGACGAUCUUCGGAUCGAGCAACAAC